Molecule: messenger RNA, 1931 nt
Organism: Rosa rugosa (rugosa rose)
Lineage: Eukaryota; Viridiplantae; Streptophyta; Magnoliopsida; Rosales; Rosaceae
Exons: 4
Coding region: 894-1277 (127 amino acids)
Molecular function (GO): protein dimerization activity
Source: RefSeq, a predicted model, not a curated record
CAAGGAACCAGAUGAAUAAUAUGAUGAAGAUGGAAAUCUUGUACCAAGCAAGAAUAAGAGAAAUAGGGUUGGACCUCCAGAAGUGGGAGAUUGGGAGAAGGCUGAGGUCUUUGUGGAGUUUCUAAGAGUAUUCUAUGAUGUCACAUUGAGAGUUAGUGCAUCAUUGCACCCCACUGUACACACAACUUUCCAUGAUGUGAUUACCAUUUAAAAAAACAUAGAGAACAUGUUUUUGGCACCUAAGAUUGCUAGUGGAUCAGAAACUGAGAAAAUAUUGAUGGAUAUGGCAGCCAACAUGAGAUCUAGAUGGUUAAAGUACUAUGGUUCAUUUCAUGAAAUCAAUCACAUGAUCAUCAUUGGCCUUGUAUUAGAUGCAAGGUUCAAGUUGAAGAAUGUGACUCACAUCUUUCAAACUGAAGGUUUAGAUGAUGAUGAGGUGUAGAGAAGAACCUUGGAAAUUAAAACCCUUCUACUUGCUCUCUAUGAUCAGGUAUUACACUAGGUCCAUACUUCCAUUGUUUGAAUUUCAGUUGCUUACUUGGUUUCAAAUAUAUAUUAAUUUCUGUCUUUUUUUGUCUUAGUAUGUCCUGGUUGUAGAUGGAGGUAGACACCUACAAAGGCAGCAAUCUCCAAGCUCUUCGUCUAGCACGAAAACAAGUAGAAGCAGCAGAGGAGGAGUUAGAGGCCAGCUGCUCAAUAAUUGGAAGAAGGUUGUUGAAGAAAGCAGUGAGGCAGUGGUAGCACAUGAAGUGGAUCAAUACCUGGAUGCUCCAUUGGACCUAACUGAUGAUGAAGAUUGCUUUGACAUCCUGUGCUGGUGGAAGAUAAAUGGCUGCAAGUUUCCAGUAUUGGCAGCAAUAGCAAGGGAUGUUCUUGGAAUUUAGACCUCCACAAUGGCCUCAGAGUCUUGUUUUUCAACAAGAGGCAGAGUGAUUGACUGUUUUAGGAGCUCAUUAACUCCUAAAACAGUGGAGGGAUUGAUUUGCAUGCAGAACUGGUUGCUAGGUGAUGAUAUUGCAGAGGUUGUCGAUGAUUGCUCAAUUGAAAACCUUGAGUUUUAUGAAGAAGUUGAGAAAGACCAUGAAAGCACUGCAUCUAGCAAAACUAAUGUGUGUCCAGCUCCAAUUCCAAGAGAAAAAGGCAAGGGAAAGCUUGAGGCAGUAGGGAUAUACUGGAAUCAAGUUCUACUUCAUCCUACUCUAUCAGGGAACAUUUUAACAGAAAGUACCUAUCUUGUGACCAAUGAUCUUUUUCCAUGCUCUAGUUGUGGAAAAUAAAUUCAAUCUAUUGUGGGUGAAUUUGAUAUUUUUCUGACAUGCCAACUUGUUUGUUAAGGAUCCUUAUGCUGCCUAGCCUUCAUUAGAUUUGAGGGAUGAAAGGAUUGUGACUCGGUUCCUGCUAUGGAAGUCGUAAGUAGAGGUUGGAAACUGCAGGCAAUUCUCUACAGUUAAGACUUCCAAGGACGGACACUCGAUCCCGUUAUUACCGGUGUAGAAGCUUGUGAGCUGCUGAAGAUGCAUCAAAUAUAAGCGACUUAACUGUGGCAAAAUUAUUUUGUUCACUGUUCCCUCCCCUGCUCCAAUGAUCGUCUCCAAACAACUGCAACUGUCUACAACAAGCUUCUCCAAUUGCAAGAGACUCUGAGAUACAUCAGAUCUGAAGACAUAUUUCAAUUUGCUGCAUCUUGUAACUUCCAAAAAUUGAAGAUUACGGAAGAUUGCAUAACCAGCAGGACUGCAUAUGUUUUCCAGUUGCGGUAGAUCCCUCAACUUGAGAGAUUUAAAUUUUCUCAACUCGAUUUGUUCCUGCCUAAAAUCUUCCGACCGAAACACAUAUUCCACACGUGAUGCAUUUGAAAUAACAAGUUGUUUCAGAUUUUGCAAUUUUUGUAACAAAUUUGUUGGAAGUAGUGGAUUCAACAACUUAUGACA